This is a messenger RNA of Carassius auratus (goldfish), 2089 nucleotides long. Its product is annotated as forkhead box protein N2-like. Gene Ontology annotation, molecular function: DNA-binding transcription factor activity; cis-regulatory region sequence-specific DNA binding. Lineage: Eukaryota; Metazoa; Chordata; Actinopteri; Cypriniformes; Cyprinidae. The record is from RefSeq and is a predicted model, not a curated record. Gene Ontology annotation, cellular component: nucleus. Bases 459 to 1664 code for a protein of 401 amino acids. The transcript is spliced from 6 exons. Gene Ontology annotation, biological process: regulation of DNA-templated transcription.
ACCGUCUAAGUUUGCUAAAGACAUUAAAUAUGAAGCAAAUUCUCAAUGAGAGUAUGACGUCAAAAUGUCUGAAUCUACAACGACCGGUUUAGGCUUUCCUCUAAGCGAAAUCGUUUGAAAUUACCACCGAGUUCUUCCGUCACAAACCUCUCACGAACGAAUGAAUAACGUGGUGCAACGCGGAGCGCAUGCUGAACGCAACUGCUUAGGUUUGCAAAAAAAAAAAAGUGCUACCGCGAUGCGGCAGUUGUCAGGGGGAUGUCGGAGAGGAGGGGGUGUGAUUGGCUGAAGUGGUACUGUUGCCUUGGCGACGGUAGGGGGGGUACGGAAGCGUUGCCGUGCGGCGUGAUCUCCGCGCUGCGUGGAUGGAGGAAGCAGCUGCUGAUCUUUUGACACAGCGCGAGCGAAAGGCUACUGCAUGAAAGCACGGGAGCUUUGUCGUCGGACGCGACAGUAGAAUGCACGAAUACCCUCCUGGUUUGAUGGGUCCGAUAAUCGGGAUGUCUCCAGAUAAGAAAGCAGAAUCUCCCGGAGCGCAGGGUGUGUGUGGAGCUGGGACGCUACCUGAAGCAGAGAGUGCUUCCAGUCCCAUGGCUACCAGUCUGGACCAGAUUGGUCGGGCUGGAGCAUUGAGUGUGGUGGCGGGUGAGUCUGAAGAUGAUGAAUUAACCAACCUGAACUGGCUUCAUGAGAACCUGCUGCAGAACUUCACGCUCGGAGGUGAAGCGCAACCCAUCAACAGCCCGCUGUUUGACAUCGAGGGAGGCGGUGGGUCGCCACACAGCAACACCACCUCGUCCACCUCCUCUAUCUCUGCAGGAAGCGAGAGAGAUCCUUACAAGUCAAAGCCUCCUUUCUCUUUCUCCUUACUGAUAUACAUGGCUAUCGAACAGUCACCCAGCAAAUCUCUUCCAGUGAAGGACAUCUAUGGCUGGAUCCUCAAACAUUUUCCAUAUUUCUCCAGCGCCCCUACUGGCUGGAAGAACUCAGUGCGCCACAACCUGUCUCUCAACAAGUGCUUCCGCAAAGUAGAGCGAAGCAUAGGAAAGACCAAUGGGAAAGGCUCUCUGUGGUGUGUUCACCCCGAGUUCCGGCCCAUGCUGAUGCAAGCCCUGAAGAAACAGCACUUCCCGAAUGCACAUGCCUUCUGCACUCCUCCUGCCUCCCCUCCUAGUGCCUCGUCUCCUCCUCAUCACCUUUUCACAUCAGAGCAGUGCUGUGCCCUAAAAGAAUGUGAUUUUGAUGCUGCCACUGCCAUGAUGCUGUUAAAGUCUGCCUCUGAGCAGAACAUUGACUCGUACCCAGAUGAUCAAGAAGGACCCAUAGAUCUCUCCCGAAGGGACUUGGUGGUUGUGAGUCGGGAUCCAAAGCAGGAUCACAACUACAGCAGCACCCCUGUCCCGCCCUGCCCUCGCCAGAUGCCUCCUUCACAACCGGUCAGCUUCAGUCUGGCUCUACACCACGAUCAGGAGAGAGGAGGCGGGGCUCGAUGGCCACGCAGCCCGCUACAGGCUCCACUUUUAGGAAAGAGGAGCAGAAGAGAUCCUCGUCCAGAUGUGGAUGAGGAGCUCAAGGAGGCAGCCGGCUCGCUCUUACACCUGGCUGGUAUUCGCACCAGUUUAGUCGCCUCAAGACGCAAGAGCAGGAAACUCAGUAGGAAAUGAACCCGAUUCUGUGACUCCAUCCUGUGGCCUGCCCAACCUCUCUCUUCUGGUUUGGUGUAUCUUCCUUCUUGUUUGUAAUUGUUGGGGUGUUUUCUUUCCUUUCGUCUUUUUAACUGGGAUGACGUCCCGGUCCACUCAUCAAACAUGGCAAUACAAACACAGGAGAGAAAAGCCAUACUGACAUAUUUUAUGUACAGAAAAAGAAUCCAAUUUGAAUGAACAGCCCACAUCAUUUGAGUUUAACGGUAUGAGAGUUUGAAGAUGUUAACCGUAAAAAAACUAAAAAAAAAAAACUUUAAGAUUUGCAUGCUUCCACUUCUAAAUCAACACAAACUUAUUUAUAUGGAAAUGAAUGCAUGGAUUUUACAAGCUCCCAAGAUCUCGCACUUCUUAACCAUAGAGAGAAAAAGCUUAAAAAAAAAAAA